CAGUAAUCGUCCUUGGUAACUUGACUCUGUGAGGAAAGGGAAAGCAAAGCGAUCAGGCGGUAGAAAUGGAGAGCAAAAGGACUGGGAGGGUAGGCAAAAACGACCAGGAGACAUGGCGUGGCAACAUGACAAAAUAAGAGGACCUCAGUUUAACCCAAAGGAUUUCUAUGACGAACAAAGUCGAGGCUGAGGAGUCGAGCUGACUGUGUGUGUGUCUGUGUGUGUGUGGGAUUUUGAGUUCGCUCUGGUUUUUGUUCCUCCUCGUAAUCAGAGCAGACACAACGUUUGUGUUGGGCUGAAUCUGCAGAGAGAAGUGUGAGGCUAAAAACAGUCUGACAGGAGAAAAGGUAAAAAGCAAGUGACUUCUUUGACGGGCAUUCAUUGGAGGCUUUACUUGUUUACAGUCGGGAUUAUCACACUGCUUAAGUUACAUUGGCGUGUGGCGUGUCCAUUGUUUAGCAGCUAAUUUUCAGGGCACUGUUGGCGAGUGGCAGCAAAAUCACUAAAAAUUGUAUUUUUUCUUGCUCGAAGUGACACGAUGUUACUGUGGUGUGAUGGCGCAGCGACAUGCAUGAUUAACCGGCCAUUCAUCAAUUAGAGUCGCUUUGCUAAUGUUAGCUGCUUCCAUGAGAAAUGUUGGGGUGCCACAUGGGGCUCUGUUGUAACCUACCUGUCAGCAGCGGAGGUCCUGCCUGGACAUGCCCCUGGACACGAGGCUGCUGCUCUGGGCGGAAAUAACUGUACCAACAUUAAAACUAGGCUGUUAUUAAAACACACUUAUGAAAUCACAACACAGCAGCUUGUGUGUCAGUACUAGUCCGUGUCCUUUGGUUUUGCAUUUGAGCAAGCUUUGAAAACUACCAUCAAAAUGUCACUGAAGUUGUCAGAUCUAAAAACAUGCUCAAUAAAUGAGUCAGUGAACCUUUUCUUUGAUUCAACUGCAUUUGAUUGUUCAAGGAGUAGGGCUGGGCGAUAUGGGAAAAGGUUUAUCACAAUAUAUUUUUUUAUAUAUCAGUCGAUAACGAUAUGUAUCACAAUACAAAACAUGAAACUUAACAGUGCUUAUUGGUAGCAUGCUUUUUGCAAUUCAAUAAGCUAUUGCAUCUGUGAGGUCUUUAUGUCACUUAGGCGUUUUGUCAUGAGGCGUUGCGCUCAAAAAAGUGGACUGAAUGGUCGGCUCUUUCGGCUGCACAGGCGCCAUGGGCUCCUUGCCUUUUGCAUUACGCGUGCUCUGCCGUGUGGCACUGCUUCAGGUGGUGAAAAAGAUUUUAGGUAUUCCCGACUUUGUGAGAACAUGUUCCUGACAUAAUUUGCAGUGCACAUUAAUCUGAUACAUGUCCGAUCUCAAAAAAACAAAAUACUUCCACACCACUGACGUUUUCGUGCCAGUGUCGAUAAUGUUAUCUUCGGUCGAGCCUUCAUCUGCAUUUUUGAUGGGGGUAGCGCUCAUUGUCUUUUGUCCUCACCAGACAGUGCUGUCAGCUUCACGUGUUAAAGUGCUAUGGUUGCGUGUAGUUGCAGCCCGCUACUACGCAGUUAUUUGCUACUUGGUUGUAAUUCAGCACUUGAUUGGUUCAGCGCGAAAUGGACCUGGAGCAACUCUCCUUUUCAUUGGCUAUUCGUAUAGUCUACCAAAACAUAGCGGAAUGCAGACUAUUGGAAAGGAUAUUGACCGUGUUUUAUAUUGACAUUGAGGGAUAUUAAUUUUUAUAUACAUGUCGUUGUUUUAUCGCCCAGCCCUACCAUGGAGUAUGGUUUUGGGAUAUAUGCAAAAAAGAAAAACUAAAGUGUGUGAAGUCUGGUUCAUUCUAACCCUUCAUGGCUCAGUUUUGAUGAAUAUCUUCCCUUGUGUGCUCAGGUAACUCAGUAUGAGUCGAGAUGGGUGGAUGAAGAAGAGAGCCAAUGCCAGUGGGGACAAUGGUUGGGCUGAAAGGGUAAGUACUCAUCUUGACAUGACCAACAAGCCAUGGCAGGAAUUAUUGCAGCAGCACUGAGACGUUAAAGCUCAUAUUAAGUCUGCUAGAUGUGUAUUACAGUGCACAGCAACAUGCACAACAAUAUUUUAUACUCUUUUAUUACAGCUGUUGUCAAAGUAACUGCCUUCUGAAUAUAUUCGCAUAGUGUUAGAUGUGUAACUGCCUCAUUGAACCUUUUUUUUGUCAUUGUCAAUUGCCUAAAAAAAUUCUCACAACCCCUUUAAUUUAUGAGGACUGUGUGCAUGCAUGCAUGAUUUUAUGUAAAGUGGCCAACCAUCAGACUUUUGGCUUAACACUUUAAGAUAAGAUGCAAACAUAACUUGCAGUAUGCACGAGAAAAUCAUUGCUAAUGUUUAUUUAUUUAUUUUUGCCUGUCACUGCUCUUCUUGUCUACAGGGCGGCUACAUGGCAGCCAAAGUUUCUAAGCUGGAGGAGCAGUUUAGAAUCGACGCCCCCAGAGAAAAGCAGAAGGAUGGCUCAUGCACGGAUAUUUUCAGUGGCGUGGCAAUCUAUGUCAAUGGUUACACAGGUAAUCUGAUGCUAAGUUACAUAGAUUCUGUUGCAUAAAUGUAGUAUGUCCUCAGCAGAGUGAAUUACAACAGGAGUAAUAUUGAUGUUCUCCAGAGUUGGUGCUAAAUUUAUAACUGUCAGGCUUGGCUGCUCAGAACAUUACAGCAAGAUGAUUAAUGGCAUGAAUGAAACCAAAAGGGGUUUCUGAUCCAACUUGUGUUCUGUUCUCUGACCUGGUGGUCAUCAGAUCCAAGUGCAGAUGAGCUGCGUAGACUGAUGAUGCUGCACGGUGGCCAGUUCCACGUCUACUACUCUCGCUCCAAGACCACCCACAUCAUCGCCACUAACCUGCCAAACAGCAAAAUCAAGGAGCUGAAGGGGGAGAAGAUCAUCAGGCCGGAGUGGAUCACUGACAGGUCUGUGGAGUGAGGGUUGAUUUUCCAAGUUUCUGUAUACGUUGAAAUUCACAGUGUUGUCAUUGUUUUUUGUGUUCAAACAGUAUCAAGGCUGGGUGCCUCCUGCCCUACCUGCAGUAUCAGCUGUACGCCAAACAGAAAGGCCUCCUUUUCCCCAGCGUGACCCUGCGCCAGAACUCAGAGAUCCCUGGACCCAGUCGUCAGCUGAGCCAUCAAAAGCUCCAGCCGGCACAGCGCAGCAUUCAGCACUCAGCCAUCAACAAUGAGCAAUCAUCCAGCUGCCAAAGUAACUCCAUCUCCAACUCUGGCAACAUACGACUUCACCAAGGCAACAUCCAACCUCAGCCCGUCCCGCAAAGCUCCACAACUCGCUCCUUCAACCCUAAACCAAGUCACUUAGCACCCACUCACCUCAGUGCAGACCCCAAGCACAAAAGCUCUUUAUACACCUUCACGGUUCCCUCCACGCCCCCACGGAGACCCCUUCAGACUUCUCUACAAGCACCUCAUCCUAAUCUCCAGCACCAGAGAGCCGGCCAACCACAACCUCAGAUUAACUCUACAUGCAACAGUGCCCUCAGCAGCUGCAAACAAGAGGGAGUCAAAAUGUGAGUAAGGGGAGCUCAUCAAAGGAGCGAGUCAGUUGUUUUGUAGAGCAAGUUUUGUGCAUGGUUAAAUACUGUCUUGUUUAGAUUAGAUAUAACUUUAUUGAUCCUUUAGAGAAGGUUGAAAAUCAAUUAUUAUCAAAGACGAUGUCUCUUAUUCUUUUCUUUGACUUUCAGAAAUGGAUCAUUGCAAACCUCAGUGGACCGGAUGAGCCAUUCAAAACUGAACGAAAUGCAAGAGUGUGGCAAAGAAGAUCCUCUCCAGCGGGUGGUAAAAGAAACACCCCUGACCAACGGACACGCUCACCUUCAUAACAGUGCCUUAAAGCCAGAGGAUCUGUCCCCUGUUACAGAUCCAACCUCUGUCGACAUGGAACAGCCUGAAUGCAGAGCCAAGACUCCUCCAGGACCGUAUCAGACCAAACCUGACCCCUAUGAGUUCCCCCACAGUCCUCCAAAGCUAUCCGAUUAUUCUCCUGAACUUCUGGAGCAAUCCCUCUCACCGGGAGACAAUAAGCAGAGACAUAAACCUUCAACUCCCACCAAUCAGGGAGCAGUCAACACUCACCAACUCCCAAAACAGCCCCAGUCACCCUAUCAAGUUGACUCAAACUCUGAGGAGACACCCCACUCAUCCACAUCUUUUCUACAUGCUCCACCUCGACUGAAUGGAAGCUACCAUAAUGCCUUUUCAUCACACUCCACCUCACUGAACACUACCAACACCACCGCCAAACCAGAUCCUCCCUCUGAAAAGACGCCGUCGUCCAAGUCCUCAGCGCAGCUGCUGGCACAGACAGGCGGUUUGAUCUCUGAGUACUACUCUCACUCACGUUUACACCAGAUCUCCACAUGGAGGUCAGGCUUCUCCGAGUACGUCAAUGAGCUGCACAGCAAACGGAAAACAGCAGGGGGCGCCUCAUUUCCUGGGAAAGACAGACUGAGGAAAUCUUUGGCCCAGCGCAUGACCGACAGUCAAGGUAGGAAAAGGGGGAUCACAUUAUUAUUGUCUCCUCUACAACCCCGAUGCAGUAAGAGUUUGGAGGAUAUAAACUGGCCAUGAUGUGGGCUCUGAUGGGAAGUUGGGUGGUCAAGGGGGAGGAUGUGGCAUCAUCCAUAUUUCCGAAGUGAAGGUCAAAUUUUGAUUCAUCAGAUCACUCAGACAUUUCUUCUUUGCUUCAGUCCAUCUUCAGAUAACUGCUUUUUGGUGUGAUUUUGAACCCAUGCGGUGAUUUCCACUUCAGAGUCAGUCUGGUUUCUUGAUACAGUGCCUCCCAAUGACCUGAAGAUCACAGCCAUCUAGUAUCAGUUAUCAGCCUUCUCUCUUUUGUUCAGAGAUGUCCUCUGAUUCUUUGAAUCGUUUAAUGAUAUUAUGUGCUGCAGAUGAUGAAAUAUUUAAGAUUUGCAGUUUUAUGCUCAGGAACAUUAUUCUGGGAUUGCUGAACUGUUUCCUCGCCCAGUCUCUCUGAGCUGGGAACCUCUCCACACCAACAUGUCUGAGAGACUUCGCCUUUCUUGAGUGCCCUUUUUGAAACUGGUCAUGUUGUUAACCUUUUGGAAAUAGCAGGUGUUUUUUUUUAAGCAUUGCAUAAAUUUCUCUGUGUUUUGUGGUCCCUGUUUGAUGGAAAAAAGAGCAUUUACAGUGUUAAUCAAUAAGUCAUAACAUUUUUUUAAAUUAUUCGGUUUUAUUUGAUUUAUUGUCUUUGUCCUGUAUUGAUUAAUUGUAAGCUUUGAGUGAUUGGUAAACCUGUUUUUAUUCAAAAGUCCCAAAUCUUAUGGAGCUGAGGUUGUUAAUCAUCAUAUCUUUCAUUAUUAACUAAAAAGAGUAUUUUGUUUCAGCCACUGUAGUACACAUACAACCUCUUUAUGUUGAAUUGAGGAUGCAUAUGUCACUAUUUAGUGCUUUUGAAAAGUCUGUUUGUAAUUUUAGGAGAACUUGACUCUAACAAUCUGCUUUGUGUUUGUUUUUGUGGUCAGGUACGUCAGCAUCCACAAAUCCCAAGUCUUGUAUUUUCCAUGUGGACAUGGACUGUUUCUUUGUGUCUGUGGGGAUUCGGCACAGACCUGAGCUCAAAGGUAAGGCUGUUAAAUUUAUUCUCUGCAGGUGAAACAUUUAGCUGUCUGCUGGAUAGUCUUCAAACUGUCAGAGCUCCUGGUUGAUGGUUAGUUUUUUUUUUUUCUUUUCCCCAGGGAAGCCUGUAGCUGUGACCAGUAACCGUGGACAGGUCAGAGUACCCCCGAGAUCUGGGGCCAACCCUCAGCUGGAGAUGCAGUAUUACCAGAAAAAACAAACUCAUCCUCAGCCUGGUGAGAUUUUCAUACCCCAGAUUUUGACCUCUGAGCCAGCACAUUGUGGCGCUCACAGAUCUUGUUCAGUAGUCGUAGCAUGUCUAAUCCUGUUCAUGCUUAACUUUUUAUCGAACAUGCUGGAUGUGAUGUCUCCUUUCAGAAAGUGAAGAUGGGGAUCUUUUCAGAACUCCUUCUCAGGAUAGUCCAGACUCUCAUACUAACGGAGUGGACCAGGAUGCUUCCACUCUCUCAAUGGCAGAGAUUGCAUCCUGCAGCUAUGAAGCAAGGUAAGAUUUUAAAGAAAACGUAUAAGUCAGAGCAAUCCCUGUAUCUUGUUCAAGGAGCAAUGCCUAUAGAUUUGAAAUCUUUUACAGGCAGGCAGGUGUGAGAAAUGGGAUGUUUUUCGGAAAAGCAAAGCAGCUGUGUCCUUCGCUGGUGUCUGUCCCGUAUGAUUUUGAGGCCUAUAAAGAGGUGGCCUUCACUAUGUAUGAAACUCUGGCUGGGUGAGAUCAACUUCCUGUAAAUUUUGUCGAUUAUUUUUCUGUUCUUCACAUGCAAAAUGAAUAACACCUCGCUUUCUUGUUUCGUUUCUUUUAAGUUACACUCAUGAUAUCGAGGCUCUGAGCUGCGAUGAAUUGUUAGUCGACGCUUCUGCGCUGCUGGCCGAGCUUGACAUCGCUGCAGAGGACCUGGCCAAAGUGAUCCGAGCUGACAUAAAGGAGAAAACAGGAUGCAGUGCCUCGGUGGGCAUGGGUGAGUUACUGUUCGUAUCAUUCAAUGACAGAAAAAAGACUGUGGUCACAUUUCGCCGACUACAACCAUCUGCUCUUUUGUUUAUUUGUUCAGGGUCUAACAUCCUGUUAGCUCGGCUGGCCACCCGAAAAGCAAAGCCUGAAGGCCAGUACUUCUUAAAGGGUGAAGAUGUGGAUGAUUUUAUCAGAGAUCUGCCAGUGACCAGCUUACCAGGUAGAUAUAGCUCCACCUGCUGGUUUGAGCCUCCAGUCUACAUGUUUCUUUUGUGGUAGAUAUUUGAUUCAUCGUUGUUUUCUUUUGUAGGUGUAGGGCCAGUCAUGGGCAGAAAACUGGCUGCUAUGGGUGUGAGGUCUUGUGGGGACCUCCAGCAGGUGUCUCUGUCUCAGCUGCAAAAGAAAUUUGGGCCCCGGACUGGACAGACCCUGUUUCGUUUCAGCAGAGGGCUGGACGAUCGGCCAGUCCGCUAUGAGAAGGAAAGGAAGUCUGUCUCAGCUGAGAUGAACUACAACAUCCGCUUUACAAAGGUGGGCUCACUUCUCUGUCUCCCAUGCUGCCUCCUUCUUCUUUGUACUUUACAUCUCUCUCUAAAUCUCAUGUCUGCUUUAUUCUGUGACCAGGUUGACGAGGCUGAGUGUUUCCUCUCUAACCUAUCCAUGGAGGUGCAAAAACGCCUACAAGAAGCUGGGGUGAAGGGUCGCAGAGUCACCCUCAAAGUCAUGGUUCGCAAGGUCGGGGCUCCACUGGAACCGGCUAAAUAUGGUGGUCAUGGCAUAUGUGACAACCUCGCCAAGUAAGACACAGACAUUGAUCCUUUCUGUUUGUUUUGUGUGUCAGAUAACACCCUCUUUCCUUACUCAUUUUCUUGUCUUUUGUUUUGUUUGUUUUUUUCGUCAGGACUGUGAUGCUGGCUCAGUCCACAGACAGUGGCGAGCUGAUCGCUGCCGCAGUCAUCAAACUGUUUCAUGGCAUGAAGCUGCAGGUUGAGGAUCUAAGAGGAAUCGGCAUCAUGGUUCAGCUCCUCGAGGGAAACUCUGUCACCCAGGACUCUGCCAGCUCUCGGACCCGAUCAAUCAAAGACAUGCUGGUCGGCCAGGGAUCGACUGCGAGAACCAGCAACAGAGGUUCGUGUUCUGUCUUUGUGUUCUUUGUGAUCAUCUCUUUGUUGUCGUUUUUGUUGUCACACUAAAAAUGGUCGUUACAGAUGCUGCAGACAACAACAAACAUCAUGAAAAGACUCCCUCAGCCACGGCACCAUCACUCGACUCAUUUCUGCUCCCUGCUGAGCCAGUGCCGGGGACGAGCAGGGACCAGCAGGUGCGCAGAGAAACUCCUAAGCAUCCUCGAACACGACUCAACUUCAGCAUCGAAGUCCCAUCCCCUUCACAGGUGAGGAUCGAAAGAGUGAUGUGACUGAUGCAGGAAAAGCUCAAACAUCCCACUGAUUUGGAGAAUCUGAUGAAAAGAAAUGGGAGAUUUUUUUUCUUUCUAGGUUUUUGGGGGUGUGCAAAAUAACCACGACAGAGUUAACAAUUUUGUGCUUUCCUCAUCUUGUGUCAUUUCCUGUCAUCUCAGGUGGAUCGCUCCGUGUUGGAGGCUUUGCCGAAAGAACUGAGGGAACAAGUGGAGCAGUCUUGGACCAACCGCGACAGAAAGCAGAGUAACCGUCAGUCUCCCAGUCCUCCUCCUCCUCCUCCUCCUCCACACCUGCCUCCCCUCAAAUCUCGUCCUGCCUCCCCUCCUCGUCCUCCUGCCUCUGUUUCUGCACUGUACUCUCCUCCUGUUGGCACGUUGGUCCUACAGAUCCCAAACCAGCCAGACGGUCCAGGGAUUGUUCUAGAGCUACCGAAUUUCUCACAGGUAAGGAUGGAGGCUUUUCAGAUUUUCAGACUUCGUUUCUUAAUCUACACUUGAGCAGUUUUAAAUUGCUAGUUAACCUCCUGGAUUGCAUUCUUAAUACACGAUUACAAUCACUUCUGAUGAUGCUGCUGCUUUGAUCAGCCGGUCUAUCCUGUGUACGGUACAUCUGUUGCAUGUCUGAUCAUCCCGUCUUUCUUUUUUGUCGAUUAAAAAGCUCCUUGUUUGUCAGUUUUGCCUUUUGUAAAUACCACACCAGUCUGUUAGAAGUCCAAGCUGCCAUUAAAUUUAGGAAUCCUGCAGUUGAAACACAGUCUGCAGCUUUUCAGAUGACUGAUGAUUGUGUAAAGUGUGAUUUAUUAUACAUGCCUCUGAAAAAUGAAUAUGUUGUCUUAAAGGCGCACCUUCAUCAGCAUGGUACAAGCUUUUUUCAUAUUUCAUGAAACAGAGCACAUUGUUUCUUCCCCUUUAUCUGCAGGUCGAUCCAGAUGUUUUUGCUGCUCUUCCCAAAGAGCUUCAGGAGGAGCUGAAGUCAGCCUACAACCAUGUUACAAACGUCCAGCCACAGGCAAAAAUAUGUAAGUUCCUCCAGAGUUAAGGUUUCAGGAAAGUUUCAAUGCUAUUAAAUAUUAAUUUUCAUGUUUAUGUUUUCUUAACGUAAAUUUUCUCUGUUGGCUUCUCAGCUGUGGAGCAGAAGAAUCCAUUGUUACAGCUCAAACAGUCAGGAGUAGGGAUCAGUAUUGGCCGUGUUAAGCGGCGCUACAAGAGGAAAAAUGCAGUGAGCCCGGCUAAAAAGGGUCCGUCCCCUCAGAAGAAGCGUCUCAUGACCAACAGUCCGGCCAAGACCUUACCACUUCCUGUAAAACCAUGGGAGACAGCGACCAUCGCCAAGGUGAGCAAAUAGUGUCAUGCUUUUAUGCAUAGUGUUUAUUUAGAGAGGGCAGUAUCUGAGCGUUGGUGAUUCAUGGCUGAACAAAAUUUCGUUUUUCUCUUCCCAGACUGAGAACUGUCCCUCUUCUUCAACCUCCAAAACUGACAACCCUGAGUCUCUUUCUAAAUUCGUCCCUCGCCCCGCUCCAGCGUUGGCAGGAGCCUGUGAGCUCGCUGAUAUAAAAACCCUCCUGCGGGAGUGGGUCACCACCAUCACAGGUACACAGUUAAAGAGCUCUGCUAUAACAGCAGUUUAAGUACAGAAUCUUGUAGAAGCUGGUCUAACAAGAGAAUUCUGUAAAAAUGGCUGAUGAUGCAUUUUUAGCUCUUUUUUUUUUUUUUUUUUUUUUUUGGAAAAAAAGGAACAACUUAUCCUCAUAUAUCAAAGGAUAUUUCUGGCUAUAUUUGCCAAACACAGGGUUAAAUUUGGUUGGGAAAAGUUGCUGCUGUUUCUGCUACAAGUGUAUUUAAUCACACCUUUCUUUUGUUAGAACCCAUGGAGGAGGACAUCCUGCAGGUGGUGAAGUACUGCACUGAUCUAAUAGAGGAUAAAGAUCUGGAGAGGCUGGAUCUGAUAAUAAAAUAUAUGAAAAGGUCAGUACUGCAUAGAAGUCCACCGUCCUCCUUUAUUUCUCUUUUCAUUAUUUUGUCCUUUCUUGACCUCUGAUCUGUCCUCUGCAGGAUCAUGCAGCAGUCUGUAGAGUCUGUUUGGAGUAUGGCUUUUGACUUCAUACUGGAUAACGUACAGGUGGUCGUGCAGCAGGCGUAUGGAAGCACCCUGAAGAUAACAUGAAGAUGGAGGAGUACUGUUCUCGCCGUGCGCUACCAUCUUACCGUCUUUGUUGAGCUACUUCUUCAAGGUCAUCUGUUUCAAAGCAUGUCAUCCUGAUGAUGAGUCUCCCUAUUUUCAUCCAUUCAUUUCAAACUCCUCUGCAAAUCUGCCUGGUGGUCAAACAGACUGAUGACUUGCCACAAGUAUGAGAAAGUCUUACAAGAGCCAUGACAGUAUUCAGUUUUUCUAAGUGCAGUGAGUUGUUUUGUAUUUGCUUUUUAUAGGAUGAGGUUCACGGACUGAAAGGCAGAAAAUAUCCUCAUAAAGAAAAAAAAAGCCUCAGAAAAGUAAAAAUUGUAGCAUCUUUUGCAAAAUCACAAAUUUUCAGGUGAAGUUCUCUCCCAAAACUGUAAGACUCAUUUUUGGAUAUAUAGAUUGUGAUUGUUCUUGAAAGGUUUUGGCAGGCAGCGACUGAUUAUUGAGAUCCAAGACCAGUUCCUGACUCAUUACCACGGUAGUUUUUCCCACUUCAUUAAGCACUUUUCCCUCCCUUGUUUGUCCCCUAGGUUUUAAAAACUCUCACAAGGGUGCAUUUUCAGCUUUUUAUUCAUUCAAGCAGUAAACGGGGUGUGUUUAACACAAUCAUCAUGCUCUGAUGUGAAGAUGCAGGAUGAUGCCAGAAAUUGUCGACUCAAAAUACCCUGCUAUCAGUAUUUUCUUUGGUGCUCCAUGCCACUUGUACUGAUCUGUGAAGAACUGACAACUACUGUGUCACCAAAAAGCAAACAGAAGACAGUCUGCUGUAGACAGUAGUGUGUUUUUUUUUCUUCUCUCUUUGCAAAAAAGUGCCAAACUGUUAUUAAAGUGUGUAAAUAAUGUUUUUUAAAGAAACAUGGUCAAAGUUUUAAAGAAAAAGAUGUAUGUGGAGGGUUUUCCUCUUGUAUUGUUUACAUGUAGUGAACUCUUAGUAAUCGUCUAUAAAAUUGUAAAUCCUCUCACUCUUUCACUGUUUCUAAGUGUGACAACAUGGGCAUCUCAAUCUGGCCAAAGCACUUCAUGUGAGGUUAACUGUUGAUUCUCAGUAGCACUCAGAGUCAUGAGGAUGUUGACAGGCAAUCAACAAGUAGCCUAUGCAUUUCGUUUUUUUCCUCUAACAAGCGAGAUGUCCCUUCAAGAUCAUGUAACGUUUCAUACUGCCUUUGUAUCUGGGGUAAAGUUUGGUUUUCUAGCGUGUUUUAUUAACCCGUUUCACAAAUUUGAAUCUUCAAAUAAUGCUGGAUCUGUACAGGAAGUGUUGAUCUGAUUUUUUUUAAACUCUGAAACCUGUCCUACGUUCAUGCUUACUUCACACAUUGAGGACAUUUGUGGCUGCGGUAUUGUAUCGAUGAAGUUGACUCUAUGAUCGGUGAUGAGAAGGACUCAGCUGAUGUGGUUGGUUGGCUGGCUGGUUUAUAAUCUCACCAUGACAUCAUGUGAAGUGUGUGGUUUAAAAAUGUGUUUAUAACAGUAUCCCCUAUAUGCAAAACCAAAUCAAUCAACCCAUGGAAACGAAUGUAACUCAGAAUGUGUAAGUCUCCGCUCACUUUCAAGGCGUUUGCUUCUCUUCACCUGUCAUCUGUCCAGAAGGAAACGGCCAGACAUUGAAAUUGGCCAGUCUUGACUUCUCUAAACUGGCUUGUGCCUGAAGACCUGAAGCUGUGAACUUGUUUGUAAGUUUUCUAAAACUUGGUAAUAAAUUGUAAACUCUGUAUUAACGA
This is a messenger RNA of Xyrichtys novacula (pearly razorfish), 11862 nucleotides long. NCBI's taxonomy places the organism in Eukaryota, Metazoa, Chordata, Actinopteri, Labriformes, Labridae. The record is from the annotation of a GenBank genome assembly.